Messenger RNA from Chenopodium quinoa (quinoa), 3413 nucleotides. RefSeq names its product serine/arginine-rich splicing factor 4-like. Gene Ontology annotation, molecular function: RNA binding; zinc ion binding. NCBI's taxonomy places the organism in Eukaryota, Viridiplantae, Streptophyta, Magnoliopsida, Caryophyllales, Amaranthaceae. The record is from RefSeq and is a predicted model, not a curated record. The transcript is spliced from 3 exons. The coding region runs from base 195 to 2570 and encodes 791 amino acids.
UACACGAUACGCCACUCCAGUCUCCGUAUUUAUUUUCAGGCGUUGUCUAUAAAACCUCGUCGACGCUUUAAGUCCCCCUAAAAAUUGUAAUUUGAAGAGAGAGAAAAUACUUGUGUGCUUCUUUUUCGAUAACCCAAAAUCUCACAAUAUUGUUACCAAUCAGGCAAUCAUCACCUGCAAAUCACUAUUACAAGAUGUCUUUGCAUCUUGCUAAUCUGUCACCUCGAAUGCGUAAGGAUCAGCUGGAACGUAUUUUCAAGAGCUUUGGCCGGUGCACUGUGCAACUGAAAGAUGGAUAUGGGUUUGCAGUGUAUGACUUCCGUGGGGAUGCUGAGCAGGCUUUAAGGACUCUGAAGGGCAGGAAGAUUUGUGGUGAGUCUGUAUAUCUUUCGUGGUCAAACAAGCAGCCUAAGCCAUCGCAAAGAGAUGCCAGAUCCCAUGAUGUGCGAUAUGGAAUACAUUCUGACCGAGGUGAUGAUUUUGUUGGUCGUAGAGAUUACUUAAUGAGUGGCAAAAAACAACCUGAUAAAGGUCGAGAAAGGCACAAGUCUCCUGAGAUACAUGAUGAUAGGCACAGGUUUAAUCUUAAUGAUGCAGGACGUAUAAAUUAUGAUCAAAGGGAAGUAUUUUUGGAAGCAGGCGGUCGUGUUGUAAUUAAACCCAAUCAGAUGGAUGAUGGAAGGUGGGGAGAGCAACUUGAUAAUCUUCGAAAUGAUACUAGUUAUGAUGCACAGAGGGGAUUUGAUCGAUAUGACCCUGGUCGUGUUGAUGAAAGAGGUGAAGAAUAUGAGAAUCGUGGUUUGGAACAUUUUGCUGGUUCACAUUCUGUAAGGACAUCACCAGACAAGAACAGGAGAGUACAUCCUGAUAGAAAAAGAGGCCAGCAAACUUGUUUUAAAUGUGGAGCUGUUGGUCACAAGAUGCGUGAUUGUUCAUCAAAAGAGGCUUUGCAAGAGAAGAGCAUGUACCACCCAUAUCAUAGGCAAGAUGUAAAAGCUAAGAAUGAAGUUGAAAGGACAGAGAUUAGAUCUGGAGGACGAUUGCAGUCUUGUCAUCGGAAUUCGAAAUCUGCAAAACAACCUGACAUUCACGGGGAAAUAUCUCAUUCAGAAAAGGAUGGAGUUAAACACUCUCCUGUAGAAAAUGAAUGUGGGUGGGAUAAGAGAAAGAAUUAUAAUAGAGAUAGACAAAGGGUGAGUGAUGAUAAAAUUUUAGAGUCGCAUGAUGAUAAGAAAAAGAGGGGGUCUGCUUUGUCUCAUCUUCAUUCUGAUUAUGCAUCUCCUGAGUUGGGCAGAUAUUCAAGACCGUCAAAGCCUUUGGGGGGUUUGAGCUCUCACUUUAAAAAUGGAUCACCUAGAUUACAUUCCCUUUCUGCUAGAUCCAGAUCCUAUUCAAGAUCGCGCAGAUCCAGGUCCCAUUCAAGAUCGCGUAGAUCCAGGUCCAAUUCAAGAUCACGAAGAUCCAGAUCUUAUUCCAAAUGGCGCAGAUCCAGGUCCAAUUCAAGAUUGCAUAGAUCCAGGUCUAGAAGUGUUAAGAUCAAGUCUAGGUCAAGGUCAAGAUCACCAUCCUCUUCCCUGUCUAUCUCUAUUGGUCGGUCUUUAUUCUCCUCCCCAAACAAGGCAGAGGUUAAUGUGAAUGCAAAUUCUGAAGGUGGACCUAGUCCUCUGUCCAGGGACGCGCAUACCGAAGUCAGGCAACAUGACAAACCUGAAAUAUGUGAGGAAAACCUGUCCAUUGCUAACAAAGCAGAGAGAAGUUUGAGUGGAUGUAUGGAUAGUCUCACAAGUUAUCAAAUCAUGGAUGUUCCAAUAGAGAGGAAGGGAUCUGAACAUAACUCAGAUAUUAUGACUUCUACAAAGCAUACAGAGGAAAGCUUGAAUGGUUUUGGGGAAGAUGAUCAGAUUCCACAAUAUCAGGACAUUCAGGAGGCAAUGCUUGAGGAGAGUCAGUGGUUAGAGCCUCAGCAGAAUUUUGAACCUUCACAAGCAGAUGCUCCUCUAGGAAGCAAAUGCAUUUCUACUUCUAAACAGAUGAUAGAUGGCAUGAAGCUGGACAAAGUACUUACUGAUGCUGAUAGUGACUCCACUGCCCCUCAUGUAUUAUGUGACCUCAAGGCUCCUAGCUCAUCUUUGCUUGAGAAGGGUGACGGUGAAUAUGCUGCUGUAAACAUGUCAGCUGCAGAGCUAAAAGAAAUCGAAGAAUUUGAAAAUGCCAAUGUAGAAACGACUAAAUCAAUGGAACCAAUCAAUGAUAUCUCAGAUCUGGAAGCUUCACCUAAAUCACAUGUUGGCAGCCGUUUAAGCAUAUCUGCAGAGGAAUUGUCCAGGGUUAUUGAACGCUAUGGUUUGAAACUUCCAGAAGAGAAUGAACAGCACCUUGAUGUUGGAGAUUACUUUGGUUCUUCCCGACUAUGGCCUUGGGAGAUAAUUUAUUACCGGAGACUGAAAAAGGGUCUAAUCUCAAUGGAAAACUAUGCUAGGCGAGUAGCACAGAAUGAAGCAUUCCACAUAACUGAUAAAUAUAUUAGAAGUAGUAGUGGUUGGGAGGAAUUGCUUGAAGAACAUUGUUAGAAAGAAUUACCUUUUUGAUGCUUCUUGUGCGUUACUUGAAUAUAAGUGGUGGUUAACUGUUUCACUUUCCUUUUGAAAGUGGUUGCUGAAUAUUACAAACGAAAAUUUGGUGAAAAAUGAAUUUUGCACUUCUAUAACAGAAAAAUCUAGGUCAGUGCCCUCUAUCUCUCUCUCUCUCCCCUCCCCUCCCCUCCUAUACCCCCUCCCCAUGUCUUUCUUUGACUUGCUUGUCACCAUUCAAUAUUCUUCCUAAAGAUUGCCUCUUCUAUCCGGUCUUGUACCAACAAUUUGUCACGGAUGAAGGAACUAAUGACCCGGGAUUACUACCUUUGAAUCUAUCAUUGCUUAAAACAUCGUUCAUCAGAAUUAAGAAUAUGCUAAAAAUUAUAGCAGAUAGUUUAUGAUUUACUUUUUCCCCUUCUCUGCUGCUUAUGUGACGUUUAUGUUGUGAGGUUGUUUGAUGUGCAGGGCUGCUUUAAAUCACUAAGAAUAGGUGGAUUUUGAUGUCAAGAUUGGUUACGUAUUACCAAGUGUUAUUAUCUUAUGUAUUGUAUGCAGGUUAUUGCAGAAACUUACCAUGAAAGAGAAAUUGAUAAUCCAAUAUAGGGUUUAUGAUUUUGUGUAGCUCCUUGUUUCUUCUUGUUUAGUACCAUCAUGCAUGUUCGAAAUAAAAUCCAUCUUUAUCACGUCCAUCUUGUUGAACCAGCUUGAGUGAUUACUUAGGAUUUUGGAACAUUAAUCUGAUUAUUUUUGUCAGAACUUAAAAUAGUUUCAUUUUCUGCUGUUUGCUAUCUUCAGUUGCAAUAAAAUCAGCACAUAAAUCUUUUUUGAGUUAGACUAGAA